Messenger RNA from Salvelinus namaycush (lake trout), 1146 nucleotides. Its product is annotated as guanine nucleotide-binding protein subunit alpha-11-like. Gene Ontology annotation, cellular component: heterotrimeric G-protein complex. NCBI's taxonomy places the organism in Eukaryota, Metazoa, Chordata, Actinopteri, Salmoniformes, Salmonidae. The transcript has 7 exons. The coding region runs from base 1 to 1101 and encodes 366 amino acids. The record is from RefSeq and is a predicted model, not a curated record. Gene Ontology annotation, biological process: phospholipase C-activating dopamine receptor signaling pathway; action potential; adenylate cyclase-modulating G protein-coupled receptor signaling pathway. Gene Ontology annotation, molecular function: GTPase activity; G-protein beta/gamma-subunit complex binding; G protein-coupled receptor binding.
AUGGCGUGCUGGCAAUGGUGCCGUCGGACCUGCGUUUGUUUCCUGGAUGAUGAAGAGAGGCAGACUAUUGCUAUUGACAAGGAGAUUCAGAGGAUUCUCCGAAAGCAGAAGAAGAGAGAACGCACAGAAAUCAAAGUUCUUUUACUUGGUACGGGGGAGAGUGGGAAAACCACCUUCAUCAGACAGAUGAGGAUCAUCCAUGGAAGAGGCUUCUCUGAGGAGGAAAGACGGGACUUCGCCAAGCUCAUCUACCAGAACAUCUUCACAGCUGUGAAGGCUUUGACCCGGGCCAUGAUUACCCUCAGACUGCCCUAUGCCUACCCAGAGAAUGAGAUGUAUGACAGGUGGGUGCAGGAUGUGGAUGUCUCUGUCACCCAGCUGGACAGAGGCAAUGUGGAUGCUAUCCGCCAUCUCUGGGCCGACCCAGGCCUCCGGGUCUGCUACAGCCGCCGCAGCGAGUACCAGCUGUUGGACUCCACAGAGUACUACAUGACAAAUCUGGACCGCAUAUCAGCCCCAGACUACAUCCCCACUGCUCAGGACAUACUGCGAGUUCGAUUCCCCACCACCGGCAUCCAUGACUACUCCUUCACUGUGGAGAAAAUCACACUCAGGAUUGUGGAUGUGGGUGGACAGAAGUCAGAGAGGCGGAAGUGGAUCCAUUGUUUUCAGGACGUCACAUGCCUCAUUUUCCUGGCUUCCCUCAGCGAGUACGACCAGGUCCUGGAGGAGAGAGAGGCCGAUAACCGUAUGGAGGAGAGCUUGGCUCUGUUCUACACCACCAUCCAUUCCCCCUGGUUCCGCAACACUUCCAUCAUCCUCUUCCUCAACAAGACAGACAUCCUCGCUGAUAAGAUCCAGGCGUCCGACCUGCAGAAGUACUUCCCAGGGUUCACAGGAAAGCGACGUGAUGCUCAGGAUGCUAUGAAGUAUAUCCAGAAGAUGUAUACGCAGCAGACUCGCAGCCGGGACAAGAAGGAGAGCAAGAGGCUGUACCACCACUUCACCUGCGCCACCGACACCAACAACAUCUGCAAUGUAUUCAAUGCCGUCAAGGACACGAUGCUCCUCGAGGUCAUCAAGACCUAUGAGAUGAGCUGAUGGGCCUUGGGGCCCGCCUGCCUGGGGAGCAACACUCAACCAACA